Molecule: messenger RNA, 866 nt
Organism: Vespa velutina
Lineage: Eukaryota; Metazoa; Arthropoda; Insecta; Hymenoptera; Vespidae
Gene: ND-23
Product: NADH-ubiquinone oxidoreductase subunit 8
Exons: 4
Coding region: 134-733 (199 amino acids)
Biological process (GO): mitochondrial electron transport, NADH to ubiquinone; mitochondrial respiratory chain complex I assembly
Cellular component (GO): membrane
Molecular function (GO): 4 iron, 4 sulfur cluster binding; NADH dehydrogenase activity
Source: RefSeq, a predicted model, not a curated record
CCUAUAGGUAACAAAAUCUUUACUACAGGUACCUUUUAUCGAGUUUUGCUUCUUAUCUCACAAAAAUAUACGUUUCUAUGUACGUGAGAAUACUAAAAAGUUAGUCAACUUUGUGCAAAUUGCGACUGCAAUUAUGGGUUCGCUACAGCUGAUCCGUAAUGGGCCUAGGCUCAUAUCUGUACCAAGUAUUUGGAAUACGUAUUCACUACGUAACAAAUAUUAUUAUAUUAAUAAAUCAGAAAAAGAUAUGACUCUUGAAGAUCAUGGUUCCAAUCUAUUUAUGCUCGAAAUUUUUCGUGGUCUUGGAAUUGGGUUAUCUCAUUUCUUUCGAGAACCAGCAACAAUAAAUUAUCCUUUUGAAAAAGGUCCUUUGAGCCCAAGAUUUAGAGGGGAACAUGCACUGAGAAGGUAUCCAUCAGGCGAAGAAAGAUGUAUUGCAUGUAAACUUUGUGAAGCUGUAUGUCCUGCUCAAGCUAUUACCAUUGAAGCACAAGAAAGGGAAGAUGGAUCUCGUCGUACUACGAGAUAUGAUAUUGAUAUGUCCAAAUGUAUUUAUUGUGGUUUUUGUCAAGAAGCUUGUCCAGUAGAUGCAAUUGUCGAGGGUCCAAAUUUUGAGUUUUCCUCUGAAACUCAUGAAGAAAUGCUGUAUAAUAAAGAAAAAUUAUUAAAUAAUGGAGACAAAUGGGAAUCUGAGAUAGCUAGUAAUAUAUAUGCAGAUCAUCUUUAUCGUUAAUGAAGUCUGUGGUUUGAUUAAACCACACUAAAAUAUUUAAAAAUGUUAUAAAGUUUAGUAUAAAAAUAGCAUUAGCACAGAUCAAUAUUUAUCUAAAGUAAUUAAAAAUAUAUGGUAUCUUUGUGUUUAUAAA